GGAGAAAGCGAGUAAGCUAGUGCUUAUGUUGUGGACACACGAGCACAGAUCAAACGAAACAGUCUACCAAUGGCAGAUGAUUUAUAUCGUUGCUUAUUUCGAUAUAAUUUUCGGGUAAUUCGGGUUGCAAAGUUGGUCAUUUAGGCAGCAUAUAAUCAGGAAGGCCUCCAGACUGAACGCUAUGGCCAUGACUUCCAUCAGCAGUCUGGAUGAUGGGACGAUUUUAGCUAAACUGAGCAGUUCGCAGUACUUGUGAGUCUUCAACCCCUGUCCUACUUGGUAUUUCUGUGUAAAUAUCCAGCUUCUAAUUUAGCUAGUAAUAUUCCCUUGACCUGACCUCAGAGUAGCGGCACUAUGAGUGUCCUAAAGUGCAAAGAAAAGGAUACCCCCAACAGCCUGUCUAAUAGAGAUGCUAUUGAACUUCCUGAAGAUCUCUCUUUGAGCGACUCUGACCCUGAUGAGCCCACGGUACAUUUUGGCAGAAAGGUUGAGGAUUUGUCGUCUUCCUCUGAGGAGGAAGAUGAUGCUUUGCAUCGUCAGCUUGUUCCUCAAGACAAUCCCACCUUCAGACUGACAGGUGGAAGCUCUGGUUUCUGUGAUCGAAGUAAGGACAUCUUUGCACAGUUGGAUAGUGCUGCAAAGCUCACCUCUAAACAGCUAGGUGAAGACAACAUUCUUGAUGGCAUGUUUGCUCGUCCUGCUCCGCCGUCACCUCCACAUGUAGCUCAAAGAAAGUGCAGUAUUGAACCAGAGGCAACCAAAAAACAACCUCAAAUAAAAAAAUUACCAGACUACCUUGCACAUCCUGAGCGCUGGACCCACUACAGCCUUGAAGAUAUCCCUGAAACCAGUGAUCGAAAGAAUAGCCAGGUGGCUCAUCAGUUUAUACAAGGGCUUCGAGAUAGCAAGAGGUCUCAGAAUGCUGCAUUGGAGACUUUCACUCCAGCUUUCAAUCAGGAUCACAGCAGCAGCUAUGAGAACAAGAUUGUGUUCACUAAACCUAAAAGCAAAGAUCAAAGCGGGAACAAACUUGACCAUCUUAGGAAGGAAGAGGUUGGACUUCAACACUUGGAUGACAGACAAGAGAAUGAACAAGGAGAGGCUGCCCCUCUUCAUCACCUCGGCUCAUGGAAGAAUGAAGAAAAGAAAAGGAAGUGGGUGCCUGAGAAAGAGAAAGAAGAGGAAAACAAUAAGGUGACUGGUUUUGUCUUCAACAGUGGCAAGAAAGUAAACCGCAAAUGCUUCCGUAAAACACUUGAAGAUGAUGAGGAAGGCACAGAGUGAACUUUAAUCCUUAAAAACUCUAGUUUUUAUGUUUGUAUGCACAUGAAAACCUUUCCAUUAUUUUGUAUAAACAUGUUUGAGUACCCACAUAUUUUGCUUUUGGCAUUUAUGGGGUCAGUGGUUCAAUGAUUUCAUGAAAAUGAUCAAUUCACAAAGAACUGGCUUCCCAAAGUAUCCUUUGUCAUAACGAAUUAGCCCACAUAUCUGUAUUUCAGUGUAUACACUAUAACAAUUCAGAAGUACUGUUACUGUGUCAGUUUUUAUGCUCACUUUUCAUGAAUAAACUCAGUUAUGUUCUUUGA
This is a messenger RNA of Myxocyprinus asiaticus (Chinese sucker), 1586 nucleotides long. It is a transcript of the gene tssc4, whose product is annotated as tumor suppressing subtransferable candidate 4. Bases 355 to 1284 code for a protein of 309 amino acids. Lineage: Eukaryota; Metazoa; Chordata; Actinopteri; Cypriniformes; Catostomidae. The record is from RefSeq and is a predicted model, not a curated record. The transcript is spliced from 3 exons.